GUGCGUCUGGCUCCACUGGCAAAACUGUCAACUUGCAGCACCGCAGCCACAGCGGCUCCACCUGCAAAUCGACGCAGCUCCGGAGCUCUCAAGUCUUUUUUUCGUUGCGGCUGGCUGGUGCAUGCUUGGCUCUCUCUCCCCGUUCCAAGGCGCCAUCUGCUUCCCGCCGUCUUUUCUUCUUCCGCUUCCCCUCCUUGUCUUCCUUUCUUUUCCUUUUCUUCACCACGCUCCUUUCAUCUCCUUGAUUCUUUUUGCUACUCUGGUAGGCCUCUUCAUCUCACAAUAGCAACCCUGUGAGAUUGGCGCAACGCACAUCGGCCAUCACCACCACCCACCACCGCGAUGCCCUCUGCCGCUGCCACGGGCGCCGAGUCCCCAAACGGCGCAGGCAUCACCAGGCGCAAGACGGGCGACUCCAAAGAUGGACAAGACACCAAUGGCUCCGGCAAUAGCAAGUCGCCCGCAAAUCCUAAGCGCCCUACUCCCAAGUAUCGCCAUGUCCAGGCCAUCCACUCAGAGACACGCCCAUCUUGCCUCAGCCACGACUCCAACGUAGCCCCCAGCUUCCUGGGCUUCCGCAAUCUCAUGGUUAUUGUACUUGUCGUUGGCAAUCUGCGCUUGAUGAUCGAAAACAUCCAAAAGUACGGCGUCCUCAUUUGCCUGAAAUGCCACGACUUCCGCCGCCAAGAUGUCCUCCUUGGAAUUGGCCUCUACUUCCUCAUUCCGUGCCACCUCCUCGCUGCCUACCUGAUUGAGCUUGCCGCCGCGAAGCAGGCCAGGGGCUCUCGCAAGCGCAUCAAGGAUGGUGCCGCCGGCCCCUCAGAAGAAGACAGAAAGAAGUUCCAUUCGACUUGGAUCCUCAUCGCGUGGGCGCAUAUGAUCAAUAUUACGCUUGCGCUUGUCUUCACCACCUGUGUUGUCUACUUCCACAUCCACCACCCAUUCAUUGGCACACUGACACAGACGCACGCUAUUGUCGUCUGGCUCAAGACCAUCUCCUACGCCUUCACGAACCGCGAUCUACGACACGCAUACUUGCACCCAGUCAAGGGUGAACUUGUGCCCGAACUCUACAAGAAAUGCCCAUACCCCCAGAACAUUACCAUGAGCAACAUGGUUUACUUUUGGUGGGCUCCCACGCUGAUCUACCAGCCCGUCUACCCUCGCACUCCCAAGAUUCGCUGGGUCUUCGUCUUCAAGCGAUUGGGCGAGCUGGUUUGCCUCAGCGUGUUUAUCUGGUUUGCCAGUGCACAGUAUGCCACUCCCGUUUUGCGCAACUCGCUCGAAAAGAUUGCUUCUCUCGACUUCUUCUCCAUUCUGGAACGCUUGCUGAAGCUGUCAACCAUCUCGCUCGUCAUCUGGCUUGCCGGUUUCUUCGCUCUUUUCCAGUCGUUCCUCAAUGCACUUGCUGAGGUGCUGCGAUUUGGUGACCGCUUCUUCUACGACGACUGGUGGAACAGUGCUUCGCUUGGCGCGUACUGGAGAACUUGGAAUCGCCCGGUCUACACGUACUUCAAACGCCACGUCUACAUGCCUCUUAUCGGCCGCGGCUGGAAACCGUUCUCUGCUAGUUUUGCUGUCUUCUUUGUCUCUGCUGUCCUACACGAAGUUCUUGUUGGUGUCCCAACACACAACAUCAUCGGUGUCGCCUUUUUCGGCAUGUUCUUACAACUACCGCUGAUUGCGCUCACCGCACCGUUGGAAAAGAUGAAGCAAGGACACUAUGGAAAGAUUUUGGGUAACGCCAUCUUCUGGGUAUCGUUCACCAUUUUCGGCCAACCGUUUGCCGCGCUCAUGUACUUCUACGCGUGGCAGGCCAAGUACGGAAGUGUUAGCCGCAUGGCCACAACAUCUACAACGAAGUAAUGAUCACCUCUGAUUUACUUGCGAUGCUUUGGAUAGGGAGUUUGCUUGUUUUAGUUGCGAUUUCUGCUGGCAGCACAUCGAGCGGCUCGAAUUGCGGUAUGACCGUACAGCUCGUUUUAUAAUCGAUAAUGUUGAAUAUAUUUGUUCUUGCCAUCUAUUCUAUAUAAUAUACAAGGGCACAUGUUACCGAAUGAAAGGAAUCCAUGUAGACACCCUAGCUCUGUACUGCACGUAGUCGUCUUUGAAGAAGGAUACCAGCAUAGCCUCUUCAUAUCGUAUCCGCCUAUUGAAGAACCACCAGAGGACACCCGUAUAUAUGAAGAAGCUGAUGACGUUUCCCAAAACAAGCUGGGUUCCAAGACCCCACCAAAAGAAUCCAAAAUACGAAGGAUGUCGGAAGUACUUAUAGAUGCCUGUCGUGACAAGCUCAUGAGAUUCUGACUUGUACCAUUGUACCUCGUGAUUGAAAUUGCUGCCUGCGUGGAGCAUUGCCAUGGAACGGAUAAACUGUCCCACAGCUGUGAUAACUAACCCAAGACAGAGAAGAACCGGCCCCAGACCGAACGGGGACCAGCAUCGCGUUGGGAAGAAGACUGACACAAGAAGGCUUUCGGUAAAGGCAAACGAAUGCGCAAUGGCGUAGUGUGGCCAAUUAGCCGUCAAAAGGAAGCUAUCGGUCGUUACAAUGCGCGUGUUUGCCUCUGCUGUAGUCCAGAACUCAAGGAAGUGAAAUGUUGCGAGAGCUAGCACAAAGAACGGCGGCCGCCACGCAGGGCUGUCUGUGAAUAUGAGGAUCCCUGCAGCGAUGCUAAGGCUCGAUGCAGCAGCUAUACCCAAACAAAAGGCACGUAUGGCGAUGCCGGAGAGCGAUCGAGGCUGGCGGGGGAGAUAUGGGCGCAAGUAGGCGUCUGCGCGGACUUGUUCUUCAUAGCGAUGGUGUUCAUGAAGACGGAUGACGUCUGGGUCUCUGGCUGAUGCUGACGACGACGCUGUUUGUUGCUCAAAGGGCCACGGCUGAGAAGGGUCAUUAUGACCCUCUUGUGAAUCGCUGUCGUACUCGUCCAUUAUUUUCUGAUAUACUGCCGCCUCAAUCACAGGGAUAUAGGCGAUGAUGCCAACGUGUUGAUAUGAGAAGUACGAAGAGAUUAACUCCUAUCUAACAAUGGGACCGGCAAGCAGUAAAAAGAGCAGAGAAUCAUCUACCUUAAUGUAGUGGAAGAUGUUUCCAUCGACUGUUGAUGGGCGCAGAGGCGGCGCGCUGCAUGUGCUUCUCCAGCAAUUGUUUGCGAGAAAGAACAAUACCAAGGAUUUGGAGGGGCAAAAGGGGACCUCGUGUGCCAGUGGCGCCUACGGUGGGCUGGGCGUGCAGCACUGCCAGCUGCCG
This is a messenger RNA of [Torrubiella] hemipterigena, 3250 nucleotides long. Lineage: Eukaryota; Fungi; Ascomycota; Sordariomycetes; Hypocreales; Clavicipitaceae. The record is from the annotation of a GenBank genome assembly.